Messenger RNA from Thrips palmi, 2389 nucleotides. It is a transcript of the gene Suv3, whose product is annotated as ATP-dependent RNA helicase SUPV3L1, mitochondrial. Gene Ontology annotation, molecular function: RNA helicase activity; ATP binding; hydrolase activity, acting on acid anhydrides. Gene Ontology annotation, cellular component: mitochondrial degradosome. Bases 167 to 2350 code for a protein of 727 amino acids. Gene Ontology annotation, biological process: RNA catabolic process; mitochondrial RNA 3'-end processing. The transcript is spliced from 16 exons. The record is from RefSeq and is a predicted model, not a curated record. NCBI's taxonomy places the organism in Eukaryota, Metazoa, Arthropoda, Insecta, Thysanoptera, Thripidae.
AGAAAUGCAGCAAUCGACGAUAGCAGAAGACAGGCUUCAGCUUCAGCUUCAGCCGGAGCGAAUGACGGAAGCACUGACAACUUAUCAACAGGAAAAAAUACAUGUGCUUCUUACUUUUCGGCUUACGCAAAUGUUUGAAUCGUUUUUUGAAACCUGAAGAUCAACUAUGCUAUCUACCAAGAGACUGACAAGAUUUUUUUACUAUCAAUCAAUUUACUUUGGUCCUCAUUCAUUUUCAAAAAUUUUGAGUGAUGGAGAGAAGUGCUUCAGUAGUCAAGCUCUAGGGAUGAGGAAUAAGAAAUUUUUUGAACACGUUUUUGGAAAACCAGAGCAGUCAGCUGAUAACAAUGAAAUCAAAAAGAGUCUGCCUCGAAACAAGACAUCUCAAUCAUUAACUCCAAGGGUAAUCAGCAAUAUAUUAACAGAUUUCAUUCGGAAACCACAGGUUCGAAAUUUGGCUGCAGAAAGAGGAUUGACUGCGAAGCAACUAAGGAACGCAUUUGUGUCUUUUAGAGGAUUUUGUUUGACUCAAACUGAAAACAAACUGCCAGUUGAACUCGAAUUUGUUUUGAAUGACAUAAUGAUGGGUGCAGCUCCACCUGAUGAAUUAUUCCGCCAAUUCAUGGAUUAUGCAAUGAAAAUAUACCCACACCUUCAUUGUAGAGAAGAAUUGUCUAGAAUAUGUGAUCUACGAGAUCCUGCAUCAUGGUAUCCUCAAGCACGAGCUCUUGGAAGAAAGAUUAUUUACCAUGCUGGUCCUACCAACAGUGGUAAAACUUACAGCGCUCUAGAAAAGUUUAUGCAAGCUGAAAAAAGUGUGUAUUGCGGGCCAUUAAAGAUGCUUGCUUGUGAAGUCUUCCAAAAAACAAAUUCAAAGGGCAUUGACUGCGAUUUGGCCACCGGCGAUUCGCGGGUCUCUGCUAGGCCAGAUGGGGAAAAGAGUAACCGUCUCUCAUGUACUGUGGAGAUGGCACCACUGGGAGAAAACUAUGAUGUUGCUGUAAUUGAUGAAAUCCAGCUGUUACAAGACUCACAAAGAGGAUGGGCUUGGUCCAGAGCUUUGUUGGGAAUUUCUGCCAAAGAGGUGCAUCUUUGUGGCGAGGCUGCUGCCAUCCCACUUGUGAAAAAUCUUUUAGCAACAGCUGGCGAAACAGUGGAGGUCCACGACUAUAGUAGGCUCACUCCUCUUGAAGUAGAAGAUUCAGCCUUAGUCUCUCUAAGAAAUGUGCAGCCUGGAGACUGUUUAGUUUGUUUUAACAAAAGAGAUCUGUAUAAGAUUACAAAAAGUUUGGAAGAAAUGGGUCAUAGGGUUGCAGUUAUUUAUGGUUCUCUUCCACCAGGUGCCAAGCUGGAUCAGUGCAACAAAUUUAACAAUGUUGAUGAUCCAUGUAAUAUAAUGGUUGCCACUGAUGCUAUAGGAAUGGGCCUCAAUCUCAACAUACGAAGAAUCAUUUUUGUUACUCUCAAGAAGCUGGACAUAACUUCUGAUGGGAAAAGAACAUUAGAGUCCAUAUCGGUCUCCCAAGCACUUCAAAUUGCUGGUCGUGCUGGUAGAUUUGGUACAGAGUAUGAGAAAGGCUUUGUAACAACACUGUCUCAAAGAGAUUUAAAACCUCUUAAAGCAAUGCUGGCAUCAUUACCUAUGCCUGCAGAAAAAGCAGGCCUGUAUCCAACUGCAGAGCAGAUUGAGAUGUUUUCAUUUCAUUUGCCAGAGUCAUCACUUCAAUCUAUUCUUGAAAUAUUCACAGAUCUCUGUCAAAUGGAUGACUCAUUGUAUUUUAUGUGCAACAUUGAGACAUUUAUGUAUCUGGCAGAAAAAAUGGACUCUAUUCACCUGCCUCUCAGAGCAAGAUAUAUAUUUUGUUGUUCACCAGUUAACAUCAAAGAUAAUGUAGUCGUAUCCAUGUUGCUCAGAAUGGCAAGACAUUUUGGUAGAAACAAAGUAAUGAAUGCACGGUGGCUUGCAUCACAAAUACAGUGGCCACCUCCAGUGCCAGCUAAUAUUGCAGAUAUGUCAAAACUGGAGUCAUUACACGAUGUAUUUGAUUUGUACCUGUGGCUAGGGUUACGCUAUUCAGAUAUGUUCCAAGAAGACGAGGAAGUAAGAACAAUGAAAACUACACUAGAUAAUCUAAUUGUGGAAGGAUUGGCUCGUCUUUCCCAACUUAUAAAGAAAGACCAAGAUGGAGGAACCCUUUUGAGGGACAGUGAGGAUACCUCAGAGAGUGCCUCAGAGGACAAAGGUUCUCUAGAAAAUGACUUGGUUAAGUCAGGAAAAAUAACACCUGAAGUAUUAGAUAGGCUCAAAUAUGAAUGGAAACAGGAAAUGAUCAGGAAGAAAGAUAAGUAAAGGUAGAAUCUGAAUAAAAUCUACAGGAAGGAUUUUGAA